AUGGCCUCCUCUUCAUCGAACGUCGUCGGCGUGCACUACAGAGUUGGGAAGAAGAUUGGCGAGGGUUCCUUUGGUGUCAUUUUUGAGGGAACGAACUUGUUGAACAAUCAACAAGUUGCCAUAAAAUUUGAACCAAGGAAGAGCGAUGCUCCUCAGUUGCGUGAUGAGUACAGGACAUACAAGAUCCUCGUCGGGUGCCCCGGCAUUCCCAACGUGUACUACUUCGGUCAAGAAGGACUGCACAACAUCCUCGUAAUUGACCUAUUGGGGCCAUCGUUAGAGGAUCUGUUCGACCACUGUCAGCGGAAAUUCUCUUUGAAGACCGUCGUUAUGGUGGCAAAGCAGAUGCUCUCUCGCGUUCAAACUAUCCACGAAAAGAACCUCAUCUACCGAGACAUCAAGCCUGACAACUUCCUGAUCGGCAAGAUUGGUAGCAAGGGCGAGAAUGUCGUCCAUGUCGUCGACUUCGGUAUGGCCAAGCAGUAUCGGGAUCCUAAGACAAAGCAACACAUCCCCUACCGAGAGCGCAAAUCCUUAUCUGGUACCGCACGAUAUAUGAGCGUCAACACCCAUCUUGGACGGGAACAGUCGAGGCGUGACGACCUCGAAGCACUCGGCCAUGUGUUCUUUUACUUCCUGCGAGGAUCGCUCCCCUGGCAAGGUCUGAAGGCUGCGACUAACAAGCAGAAAUAUGAGAAGAUUGGGGAGAAGAAGCAGAAAACAGACAUUGAAGAGGACCUCUGUAAACUCUGGGACCAGGAACACAAAGUGGUGAUCGAGCAAUACCCCCCACAAUUUUUCAAGUACCUCGACGAAGUUCGGAAAAUGGGCUUCGAGGACACACCUGACUACGACGCCCUCAGAGGCCUCUUCACCGAAGUGGCUAGAGAGCACAACAUCGACGAGUCGGACAACAAGUAUGAUUGGGAUUUCAUCUUGCAAAGAGGCAACGCAAGGAAGGGCGAGUGGAACCGACCCGGUGCACUGCACAAUCCUGACCAGAGACCAGGUCCUUCCAAUAUGGCCAUCCACGACCACUCGCGGGGUGGCAACACGACGGCUCACAUGUCCGACCCUCGGGCACGCCUGACGAUGGAUCGUUUAAACGCCGCGCAACCGCCGCCUCCCUCGCCGAUCAAACAGAGCCCCAAGGGAGACCGGCGAAACGCCCCAGACCGCUUGAUGAUGCAGAACCGGGCCGGAGUCGGGGGUCUUCGGGACAUGGCAACCCCUACAGGCUCUACUCAGGCCCAGUUCCAGGCCAGCGCCCAGAACCUGCCGAAACCGAUGACCUCGACACAGGCAAUGAACCAGUCCACACCAACAACUCCUGGAAGGCAACCUGAGCCUGCGCAGCCGACAGGCUUCCAGAAAUUCGUGAAGGCUAUCUGCUGUGGCUAG
Molecule: messenger RNA, 1401 nt
Organism: Diaporthe amygdali
Lineage: Eukaryota; Fungi; Ascomycota; Sordariomycetes; Diaporthales; Diaporthaceae
Product: casein kinase i
Exons: 4
Coding region: 1-1401 (466 amino acids)
Biological process (GO): signal transduction; peptidyl-serine phosphorylation; endocytosis
Cellular component (GO): nucleus; cytoplasm
Molecular function (GO): ATP binding; protein serine/threonine kinase activity
Source: RefSeq, a predicted model, not a curated record